Molecule: messenger RNA, 2910 nt
Organism: Polyodon spathula (Mississippi paddlefish)
Lineage: Eukaryota; Metazoa; Chordata; Actinopteri; Acipenseriformes; Polyodontidae
Product: kelch domain-containing protein 7A-like
Exons: 1
Coding region: 169-2388 (739 amino acids)
Molecular function (GO): protein binding
Source: RefSeq, a predicted model, not a curated record
CAGAUGAAGGUCGCUCCUUGAAAGGAAAAACAUGCAAAGCAGUGCGGCACAGAGAGAGAGAGCAAGAGCGGGGUCAAGUUAACAAGGGGCAGUCUAAGCCGGCUCUCACCCAACUGCACCCAACAAUUAUUAACUUCAUUUUUUUUAGAAAAUUCCAUCCCUCAGAGAAUGCCAUUAGCUGAUCUCCUUGGUGUUCAGUUCGACAUGCAACUCCUGGGGAAGCUAUCUGUUUCUGUUGUGGCUGUGCUGCUGGUCUCCUGGGCUUACAAGUUCUAUAACUCCAGGGCCAGGACAGUAUCCAGGGAUGAACCCAAUACGCUGAAUGCAGUCCCCCCAGGGUCUUGUAUUGGAUGCAAUUCGGAUCUCAGGCAACGACAGAAAAGCCUGACCGGGGAUGCUGAGAAGGUAGUGGAGAAAAAGGAACAUGAGACCAAGGAGGAUUUAAGCACAGCUAAAGAUACAGUGAAUGGAAGCUGGUCCAUACAGAAGGAUAUUGCAGUACAGAGCCAGGAGAAAAGAGACAGUGCACUUGAAAAGGACAACAGCCUUUCUAUAUUACCUGAGAUCCAAGACCAUGAGCAGGGUAAAUCAACACUCAAUUCCAGUCCACUGAGUAGCAAUGGACGUGUGAUUAAUGAUGUAAUAGAACCGGGCAGCGACCUGGUUGUGGAGAGACCAGGGGUUGAGAAGAUGGAGGUGAGUGGGAAGAUGUACAACUAUUAUAUGGAGUCAGUAUCUCAUUCCAUCUCAGAUGACAGCGCCUACCAGUCAAGCUAUUCCACUCCUGUCCACCGACGCUACAAGGAACAUACGCCACAAGAUGCCUGUCUGAUGGAGUUGGAGGCCAAGUGGGAAAGGGAAAGGCUAAGGGGAAGGGGACCCAACAGAGGAGGCAUCAGCAGUAGUGUCCAAAUGCCAAGCUUAGCCCCUGCUUCAGACUCUGUUUUCCUAGAAGAUCCUGAGAUCAGCAAUGGGGAUUCUUUAACACCGGUGCCCUAUCCUACAGAGAGGCAAGGCUCUGGCCUGAACCGAAAAGACAGCAUGUUGCAGAUUGUGGAUAAUUCAGACCUCCAGAUUCCCUUUAUUGAACCCAGGGCUUCCACUCCAGUAAACUGUAGUUCCAGGACGGCAUCAUCAGAAGACUUCUGCUCAAGCCCCAUGAGUUCCCUAACAGACUCAUGUUCACUUCCUGAAGGUGGGGAACCCAGUUUAAAGGUGGUAGCCAGGGCUAACUUCUUCCAAAUCCCCCUAGAUAACAUAGGAAGCUCUGAAUUGGAGGUCCUCAAAUGUAAACUAGACCUGGGUAACUGCCUGCAAGCCCUGAACUUGGCCAGAAAGCACAAACUAGAUGACCUUCAAGAUGCAGCUUUCAAAGUAAUGUCAGACAACUACUUACAAGUCUUGAGGGACCCUGAACUGUAUGGCAGGCUGAAGGCGGAUGAUAGAGAGAAGAUCCGGACACAGAGACUGAAAGGCAAGAGGUUCCUAGUGGUGGCUGAUAUGGAUCCUCAGGACAGACUGAGCUACAAAUCCCAGUCUGCGACAGAAGAAAUUGCAAAACCAAGCAGUCUCCACUACUAUGAUGACUAUAAAGAUUCCUGGCACCGUUUGGCUAGCCUUCCCAAAGAGGUCAUCUCCAAAGGCUGCUCCAUGUGCACCAUGGAUAACUAUCUUUUCAUUGCAGCUGGUUGUCAAGGAACAGAUUGGGACCUAAAGCCAUCCAAACGGGUGUUCUGCUACAACCCUGUGACUGGCAUUUGGAAGGAGAUCUGUCCUAUGAACCAAGCCAGGCCAAAAUGCAAGCUGGUCGCCUUGCAGGGCUACUUGUAUGCAGUGGGUGGUGAGUGCCUUUACACUGUGGAGCGGUACGAUCCUCGUGCAGAUAGAUGGACCUUUGUGGCGCCUUUGCCCAAUGACACCUUCGCUGUGGCCCACCACGCCAUUGCCUGUAAUGGACAGAUUUAUGUUUCUGGAGGCACCCUUAGAUUCACCCUCCUCCGCUACAACCCCAAGACCAAUUCCUGGAAGGAGAGCAUAAUCACUGGAUGCAAGGAAAGGACCACUGAGAUGGUGGCUGUCAGGAGUUUCAUCUACCGCUUUGACAUCAACCCCACGUUGGGCAUCAGUGUCUACCGUUACCAUGCCAUGGCCAAACUGUGGUACAAGUGCUGCACCAAACGGCUGCCCUACUCCGCCUCUUUCCAGUGCACCACCAUCGACAACAUAAUUUACUGUGUCAACCGGCAGUUCACCAUGAGGUUUCUAGCCGAUGAGAUAUCUCCUGAUUUUGUUGCUGAUGACUUGAAAGUCCUUCCUACAGCCAAGGGUGUCUUAUUUCCAUUUGUUUUAAUACUACCUGUGAUGGAGACUGUGCAGACCACAGUCUGAAAAAGGUUGGUUCUGUUUUGGGGGCAGGGAGAGGUGUGGUGGCAAGGGUUGCAACAGCUGUCCUCAAGACAUUCAAUUAUAACUGCACAGAAAUCUUUAUUCAUAAUUAUCUAUUUUGCUCCUAUGGCAGAUAUUUCUGGAUUCUUCGCUUAUGGUUGUGCACUUCCAAAAUGAACUAGAAAUGUAUUGAAAAAAAUGAUGUAAACUCUAAUACAUUUAUUUGUUCUUUAAUCUAGCAAAAGACCUGCUGUAGUUUUAAUUUCCAAAGGUGUUCAGGGAGCAGAUACUCAUGUUGCAAUUUAUUCAAACUGGUGCAUAAGUGAAAAUGUACUGUACAAGAUAAAUAUGAAUAUAGAGUUAAAAUUAUCAUACUGCCACAAGGACAAGAUAUAAUAAAAAAAUCACCUGUAAUGUAGUUAUUGUUGAAUCAAAGUUUUGACACCUUAAUGAUUAGUGAAUUAGCAAAUUCUAGGCUAAAGAAAUGAACCUGGGACUUUUUCUUUAGUAUCUACAAGUCUUCAC